Micropterus dolomieu (smallmouth bass) is the source of this 922-nucleotide messenger RNA. RefSeq names its product leucine-rich repeat-containing protein 45-like. The record is from RefSeq and is a predicted model, not a curated record. Gene Ontology annotation, molecular function: protein binding. The coding region runs from base 185 to 868 and encodes 227 amino acids. The transcript is spliced from 7 exons. Gene Ontology annotation, cellular component: centrosome. Lineage: Eukaryota; Metazoa; Chordata; Actinopteri; Centrarchiformes; Centrarchidae.
UUUGCGCCAAAAAUACACUUCCUAGUUACUGUGUCGCUUGGCUUCCUGUCAGCUGUGCUAUCUGCAACAACAGUAACUGCUAGGAAGAUGUUCAUACUGUAAUCGGCGAGUUAACAGGACAAGUCACAGAGGAAAGAAAGUAGAAGUAAAGACAGUGAGGAUAAGGAGAUUCUGGUGACCCAGAAUGGAGGACUUCAGGCAGACAUACCUGUGUCUGUGUAAGGAGGGAGGUGUGGAGCCUCAGGAGAGUGUUGUGGCUCAGCUACGGGAAAGCAGAGCUAUUCAGGGCUCUAGACUGGACCUGAGUGGACAGAGCCUGUCUACAGAUACCUGCUGUGUGCUGGCCAAGGCUUUCCAAAAAGAUACUGCCUUUACAGAAGUCUUGCUCAGUGACUGCAUGCUCAGUGAGGAAGGUGCCAAGUUACUUCUGACUGGACUGUUUGGUAACACAACUGUAAAAGUCCUGGAUUUGAAGGGGAAUAACCUGAGAUCGACAGGGGCUGAGGUGUUGGGAAAGCUGCUGGCACGUAACAAGUAUCUGCGCAGGCUGGUGUUGGAGUGGAACGCUUUGGGGGUGUGGGACGAAGCCUUCUCGCUCUUUUGUGAGGGCUUGUCCUCCAACAGUGUGCUGACACAGCUGGACCUCCGCAACAAUCAAAUCAACCACCAUGGAGCAUCCGAGCUCGCUCUGGCAAUCAAAUGCAACAACACGGUGGAAGUGCUAGAUCUGAGGUGGAACAACAUUGGUCUGCUGGGUGGCAGGUCUCUGCUAGAGGCUCUGCAGAAGAACAAGAGCAUAGUGCAGCUGGAGAUGGCAGGAAACAACAUACCUAGUGAUACUCUGAAAGCACUUGACCACAGGCCAUAACUCAGACAGACAGUCCACCCUGAGAGAGAGCCGCAGCAGGACCCAAGUACUCAG